Miscanthus lutarioriparius is the source of this 942-nucleotide messenger RNA. Lineage: Eukaryota; Viridiplantae; Streptophyta; Magnoliopsida; Poales; Poaceae. The record is from the annotation of a GenBank genome assembly.
AUGUCGCCCUUCUACCUCGCUCGCGGUGCUUCCAAGCUAGUGAGAAGGAUUACCUCGGAGACAUCAGUCGAGCUCAAGAUUCUCUCCGACAAAUGGCGGCUUCUCCUCACUGGCCUCAUUUUCCAGUACAUCCAUGGUUUGGCCGCUCAUGGGGUUCAUUAUUUGCACCGGCCGGGGCCCACUCUUCAAGAUCUUGGCUUCAUGAUUCUUCCGGAGCUUGGGAAAGAAAGGGGUUACAUCAGUGAGACAUUGUUUACAUUCAUCUUCCUCACCUUUGUAUUGUGGACAUUUCAUCCUUUCAUCCUUCAGACUAAACGCUUCUACACUGUUCUGAUAUGGCGCAGGGUUCUUGCCUUCUUAUGUGCUUCUCAGUUUCUUCGAAUAAUUACAUUCUAUGCAACACAGCUUCCAGGACCUAAUUAUCAUUGUCGCAAGGGCUCACCUCUGGCUAGAUUACCACCUCCCCAGAAUGCAGCUGAGAUCUUUCUGAUUAAUUUCCCAAAAGGAGUGAUUUAUGGAUGUGGUGACUUGAUAUUUUCAUCCCACAUGAUUUUCACCCUAGUUUUUGUCAUAACAUACCAGAAAUAUGGAAGCAUAAGGUUUUGUAAGAUGCUUGCUUGGUGCAUAGCUAUUGCUCAGAGCCUUCUUAUUAUAUCUUCUCGCAAGCAUUACAGUGUUGAUGUUGUUGUUGCAUGGUAUACUGUGAAUUUGGUGGUUUUCUUUGUGGAUAAGAAGCUUACAGAACUUCCUGAUCGAUCAGUGGGGUCCACAUCAGUACUUCCUGUGAGUGCUAAGGAUAAAGAUACCAAGUUGAAAGAAGAAAAUACGAGAUUGCUGAACGGUAACUCUAUGGAUUCAGCUGAUCGGAGACCACGAACACAAAUGAAUGGAAAGCAAAUUGAGAAUGAAAGCCAUGUUGAUAGUGAAACUGUGAAAUCAUGA